Molecule: messenger RNA, 3285 nt
Organism: Ruditapes philippinarum (Manila clam)
Lineage: Eukaryota; Metazoa; Mollusca; Bivalvia; Venerida; Veneridae
Product: sushi, von Willebrand factor type A, EGF and pentraxin domain-containing protein 1-like
Exons: 2
Coding region: 536-1864 (442 amino acids)
Source: RefSeq, a predicted model, not a curated record
UAUCCUUGGAGGAAACUUAUGAAUUCUAUUGUAAAUCUAUUUUACAGCUUCUACAAUUAACAGAUAGUUUUAAAAUGCAAAAUGCCAUUUGUAUUUCUAAUGUAAAAUCAUGAUGAGUUAAGAUAUCGUUCAUUUUACAUAAAAAACAACCGUGCUUUGCGUUUCAGAACCAUUAAAAUUUAUCAACGCGAUACACCGAGUUUAAAUUUUACAUAAAAAAGCAACUUCAGAACCAUCUUUUCGUUCUUUGCCAGUUCUUUAUUUACGAGAAUGAUGUGGUCUUACAAAUGUAGUAUUAUACCUUAAUAUGUAAUAUAUUUAUUACUGUAUAUAACAUCCGUAUAUCCAUUGUGAUUAUUCUAUUUCUAGGUAUACACUACCUUAAUUGUUACCCGUCAUCCAUCAUUAAAACAAAAAUCAUUAAAGGACGGCCACCGUGCCAGUGACCACGGCCACGGUGACACAGUCACCGUACCAUAUAAGAAUAUUUGCUUCACUUGUAUAGAUUCAUUGUCGUAUACAAUAUACAGGAAACAUGUUCUUUGUUUUUGGAAUCGUUUUUCUAAAUAUAGACUUAUCUGCUCAUGCCGUUCAAACUUUAUACACGUUAUCCCCAUGUACAACUUUGCACAGUUUUCACCAUUUUGUUGGUAUAACCGUGGAGGAUUGCAUCUUGGAAUGUCGGCGUCGGACUUUAUGCGCAGCGGUUAACUACAACAACUACGUUAAACAUUGUGCCCUCAGGAAUAGUUCGGGACUAGCGCUUAGUGGGUUAGAACCUAAAUGGUGUUUUGAUGUUGUCGUAAACAACGAAACUAUCGAGCUGGAUGGACCAUGCAACGAAAAUCCUUGCAAUGAAACUUCCAUGUGCAUAGACUCUAGUAAGCCCCCGUUCUUUAGAUGUAUAAUAGUAUAUUGUAAAUCGGAAACAGAUAUUGUGAACGCUUCGUUUAGGAUUAAACCACUGAGUUCUGUGGGCGACAAAAAUGAGCUUGUUUGCGACAAAGGAUUUACUCCAAUAGGUCCAUCAUCUGUGACUUGCCUUAGUGACGGAAACUGGUCUUCUACGGAUUUUGAAUGUUUAAAGAAUUGCCCAUCUAUUCCGAUCAAAUCGUCUGCACUAGUUUCAUCGUGGUCAACGUAUAGGUUUGUUGAUAACACUAUCGCCACAUUUAAUUGCAAAAAUGGUUAUUAUAAUAUAACAGAUAGGACAAUAGUUUGUAACAAGACUGGCACAUGGUCUGAGUUCGAGUGUUUACCGUACUGCCACCAAACAGACAUCGUGCCGAUACCAAACGGUGGUCCAACACCCGGUAACAUCUAUACAAUUUUUGAGCAAGCCAAGUACAUGUGUAACAGCGGAUAUUAUUUGUCUGACGGUAUACCGGAAAUAACAUGCGGAAACGACGGGAAAUGGUCAGCGCCUCAAGUUGAAUGUUAUCCGUUUUGUCAACUUCCGGCAGUAGCAAAUGGGAUUUUUCAGAACCUACCAGCCCAACCUAUCAAGAAAGAUGUUUCUGUGACGUACACAUGUAACUCGGGAUACUAUACCCAUCCUGAUGUUUCCCAGCCAACUGCUGUAUGUCUGCUCACUGGCGAGUGGCAAUACGCUGCCGCAUGUUACAAAUAUUGUUCCGACGCACCCAACUACCGAUGGGAAAAAGUCGAAGGAUAUUCAACCGGGGCCCCGUAUAAAAUAGGAACAUCCGUUCAGUACAGAUGUGACACUAUAGCAAUGCAUUUUACUGGAAGUAAUGUCAGAAAUUGUAAAAGUGAUGGUUCGUGGGACGGAGAAGUCCAUUGCUGUGGACCAUGUUAUGAUUAUGAGAGAGGGAAGUGUAGAUGUUCAUGUUGGCCAUGCUGAGUCGUAAUGAAUUUAUAUCACUGAUUGCAUAUCUAUAACAGCUUAAAAUUUUACCAAAGUUUUACCACAUGUGAUAUAAUUAUACUCAUAUUGCAGAAAUUAACACGUGCAUUAAACGUUAUUGGUACAAAAUAUGUGAUGAAAAAGUGCCACACAAGAAAAACGAAACUUUCAAAGAGUACGUAAUACACACACACGGACACACACACACGAACGCACGCACGCACGCACUAACGCACACAACACAACUUCGACAUUUUCCAAAACCAUGAAAAUAUUACUUUUGAAAGUUUCAUUUUCCUUGUUAUUUUUAGCAUGUGACAUAUUAUAUAUAUACAUGUAUAUAUAUUGAUUUUAAUGCUUAGUAUUAAAUUUUUAAAGUUUUGUCGGUCCGUCUGUCAAUCCAUACAUAGAAAGACAUUACGGAGUAAAGUUUGAGAACUAUUUGACAUGAUGUUCAUUUUGUACAAACCGUCAAUAGUGCGACGUUUGAAGUUAAAUAGGUCAACAUAAGAUUCUAUCCCAAAAAAAGUAGAUUUUAUAUGCUAGCCAUUAGUAAGGUCAUAUUGCAUGAGCAGCUCCUGUCCGGAGUCCGGUAACCCUGCCUCCAUGCAACGACUGCUUGAAAACGGUCAAAAAGAUCAGUUAUUGGUCAAGCAGAUUUACAAGGUAUGGAUAUACGACUAAAUCAUAUGGCUGAUAGUAAAAUUUACCUUAAAAGGGGCCGAUUAGCACAGCUGCAUGAAUCUAGUGUUAGAAAAUCCUUUAACGUGUUUUCUCUCUAACUACUGCACCACACACACACACACACACGCACACACACACACACGCACGCACGCACGUACACACUUAUAUGAUAUAAUGUAGAAUGAAGGAAAUAUUCCCGAAUCCUCCAAUUGCGGCAUUUAGAAGUGAUAAUAACCUACAGGAUAUUCUUGUUCAUAAGAAACACAAUAAACUAUUUUUUCAACAGCCGAAUUCCUGUGCUCCUUGCAGAUCCAAAAAGUGUGCGAUUUGUCCGUACGUUAUUGAAGCAGACACAUUCAUUGGUUUGAACGGGGCCUCGUAUAAGGUUCGAAAUCAGAUAACGUGCAAAUCUACGAAUGUGGUGUAUGCAGUUUAUUGUAAGCGUUGCAAACGUUAUAUUUAUGUUGGAGAAACAGGGGAUACGUUGUACCAAAGACACCUUCUAAAUUUAUCCAGAAUACGAACCAAGUACAACGAUCCGUUAGCGGCGCAUUUUUACACGAACGACCACACAGUUAAUGAUUUUUUAAUAAUGGGGUUGGAAAAGCUAUACCGGAAUGACCAAUACAGAAAAACAAUAGAAAAUUUGUGGAAAAAUGAAUUAAGAACCUAUAGACCAUAUGGAGUUAAUACCAAAGAAUAACGCGGCAGUAAACAACGCCACGGCGGGCGUC